Molecule: messenger RNA, 11499 nt
Organism: Coregonus sp. 'balchen'
Lineage: Eukaryota; Metazoa; Chordata; Actinopteri; Salmoniformes; Salmonidae
Source: the annotation of a GenBank genome assembly
CUGCGCAUGUCAGUUUGUUUGAUGAUAAACAAGACCUGUAUAACCUAAAACGAUUGCAAGGAAAAACAUAACUCGUAUUCUGGUAAGACGGACAAUAGUAAUUUAAUUUCACCGUUGAAUAAAUAGUAUGCAGUUAAAUAUAUUUUGUGUCGUUAUGAUGUCUGUCAUUUGAUUUUAUUGUAGUGCAUAUCAAACAACAGUGGCCUGCUGCUAUCGUUAGCUAACCUGCUAACGUUAUCUUGUUGCACCCAUUUUCGCUAUCUAGCUAGCUUGUUAGCCAGUUUAUGUUAUGAUAGUUUAUUUACUAGCUAUCUAGUUUACAAACCAGUCGACAGUCAAAAGACUCUCUUGCUAACCCAAUGAGGAAACUCAAUUGAGCUUAAUUGACUAAAGUUAUUUAGCGAUGAAGCGCAAACAGCAUGAUGUCGAGUGUAGUGGAACAGUGAAUUAAACAAAUAUGAAGUUUCCCGUUUGUUAGCUAAAGCCCGUUAUCAUGUUAGCUAGCUUAUCUAGGUAGGUUCCCUUGAUAUCAUUGUACAGUGAGGGGAAAAAGUAUUUGAUCCCCUGCUGAUUUUGUACGUUUGCCCACUGACAAAGAAAUUAUCAGUCUAUAAUUGUAAUGGUAGGUUUAUUUGAACAGUGAGAGACAGAAUAACAACAAAAAAAUCCAGAAAAACGCAUGUCAAAAAUGUUAUAAAUUGAUUUGCAUUUUAAUGAGGGAAAUAAGUAUUUGAUCCCCUCUCAAUUAGAAAGAUUUCUGGCUCCCAGGUGUCUUUUAUACAGGUAACGAGCUGAGAUUAGGAGCACACUCUUAAAGGGAGUGCUCCUAAUCUCAGUUUGUUACCUGUAUAAAAGACACCUGUCCACAGAAGCAAUCAAUCAAUCAGAUUCCAAACUCUCCACCAUGGCCAAGACCAAAGAGCUCUCCAAGGAUGUCAGGGACAAGAUUGUAGACCUACACAAGGCUGGAAUGGGCUACAAGACCAUCGCCAAGCAGCUUGGUGAGAAGGUGACGAGUUGGUGCGACUAUUCGCAAAUGGAAGAAACACAAAAUAACUGUCAAUCUCCCUCUGCCUGGGGCUCCAUGCAAGAUCUCACCACGUGGAGUUGCAAUGAUCAUGAGAACGGUGAGGAAUCAGCCCAGAACUACACGGGAGGAUCUUGUCAAUGAUCUCAAGGCAGCUGGGACCAUAGUCACCAAGAAAACAAUUGGUAACACACUACGCUGUGAAAGACUGAAAUCCUGCAGCGCCCGCUCAAGAAAGCACAUAUACAGGGCCGUCUGAAGUUUGCCAAUGAACAUCUGAAUGAUUCAGAGGAGAACUGGGUGAAAGUGUUGUGGUCAGAUAAGACCAAAAUCGAGCUCUUUGGCAUCAACUCAACUCGCCGUGUUUGGAGGAGGAGGAAUGUUGCCUAUGACCCCAAGAACACCAUCCCCACCGUCAAACAUGGAGGUGGAAACAUUAUGCUUUGGGCGUGUUUUUCUGCUAAGGGGACAGAACAACUUCACCGCAUCAAAGGGACGAUGGACGGGGCCAUGUACCGUCAAAUCUUGGGUGAGAACCUCCUUCCCUCAGCCAGGGCAUUGAAAAUGGGUCGUGGAUGGUUAUUCCAGCAUGACAAUGACCCAAAACACACAGCCAAGGCAACAAAGGAGUGGCUCAAGAAGAAGCAUAUUAAGGUCCUGGAGUGGCCUAGCCAGUCUCCAGAACUUAAUCCCAUAGAAAAUAUGUGGAGGGAGCUGAAGGUUCGAGUUGCCAAACGUCAGCCUCGAAACCUUAAUGACUUGGAGAAGAUCUGCAAAGAGGAGUGGAACAAAAUCCCUCCUGAGAUGUGUGCAAACCUGGUGGCCAACUACAAGAAACGUCUGACCUCUGUGAUUGCCAACAAGGGUUUUGCCACCAAAUACUCAUAAAAAUGCAAAUCAAUGUAUAACAUUUUUGACAUGCAUUUUUCUGGAUUUUUUUUGUUGUUAUUCUGUCUCUCACUGUUCAAAUAAACCUACCAUUCAAAUUAUAGACUGAUCGUGUCUUUGUAGUAGGCAAACGUACAUAAUCAGCUGGCGAUCAAAUAAUUGUUUCCCUCACUGUACCUUUAACUAGCUAUAGACCUUGUUGUUUGGCCAUUUCUUUUUGACUUGAAGAAGCCAGCCUGCCAAUGUUACCUAAUCAAUGUCUAGCUAGCUAGCUUCUAUUUGUCUUUGUCAAAUACAGUAUUUUUCUCCAGCCCUGCUCUAACAGGCAACCAGUAAGAAAACAUAUAGGGAAUGAUGGCCCUCACUUACUAAACAAAAAAUGUAGAAACAUUUAUUGUGGGACUUAGUUUUCCCAUUAAGGUACUCUUGAAGAAAACAGAAGGAUUUAACUUCAUUAUUUAAAACGCCUUUAUUGUCUUGGCAAACAAAUGCCAAUCAGUAACCUUUGACCCUCUCCUCUCUCCUCCAGGUGUGACCAUGGGGAAGGCCCUCUCCCUGCUGCCCAAGCAGGCAUGCCACGAUGACUCCCUGACCACCACCACCCAGGAGGAUGAUGGGAAGAGAGAGGACGUGUCCCAGUUCCCCUACGUAGAGUUCACAGGCCGGGACAGCGUCACAUGUCCCAGCUGCCAGGGCACUGGGAGGAUACCUAGAGGUGAGCACCACACACACACACACACAUACUUAUGUAGAGUUCACUGGCAGGGACAGCGUCACAUGUCCCAGCUGUCAGGAUACAGGCAGGAUACCUAGAGGUAAACAGGAGGAGUAGAAUACUACUAGCCUGGUCCCAGAUAACUUAGUUAAGCUGCUAUAUCAUUUGAAUGAAUAUGACUGGGUGAUUUGCUCAGUUCAGGGUCGUAGUCAGACUGCAGUUGAAGUGCUGAUGUGUAUGGAAAACCACAAGGGUGCUCUCUUGUGGAUAAUGAAUAGUGUGAUUCAGACUCACUCUGUGGGCUUGAGGGAAUGAGACCAAUCACUGAAUUUGGCAUAUGAAUGACACGUGCUUUGCCUGUAGACUCACUAUAAUCAAAGCUGUGUUAUUUGUAGUUCAUGAUUUUAUCCCCGGAGCCUGGUGAAUGUCCCCUUUGAGGGAUAACAAUGUUGUACAGUAAUUAUUAGUGAUGUGAAUCUCUCCUUUCAAACACGAUUCGAUAGCUAUCUAGCCAUUAAUUAUUUCACAAUUGAAUGGAAAAAAUCUUAUGGAGAAAAAACUAUUUUCCUAAGUUUUUCCUUGAGGCGGCGGCAUAGGUGCCAAUAGCGUAAGAGAAGCAGAUCUGAGGGCCAGCACCAAUCCACACCUAGGAACACCACAUGACUGAAGGCGCAUGAACGCACGCACCCAAACCCACGCACAGGCACAGUCAAAUAAUAACCCCUGGGUUUUAUGGGAAAAACACUGCAGCUAUGCAGUCACUCCUUCAUGGCUCUAUGACAAAUAACUUGACUAUUUUCCUUCCAGUUUUUCCCUAGGCCACACAGUAGCCUUAGUUUUGGCACACAAAACAGAGAACUAGAUGUUCAUACACUUGUUUGAGGACGUUACAGCAUGUCAUUACACCCUCCAGUGGUGAGAGCCUGCUCUAGUCGUUUUCCGCAUACUCUAUGCCUAAGAUUCAGGUGGUGCUACUCCACAGCUCUGUUUGCUUCCCUGAAGCACAUGCAUAUUUGGAACCAGGCUAGCUCUGUAAGAGAUUUUGCUGAGAAAGCAACUUCCCACUAUUUUGUGUUAACUUUUCUUUGAGCCUCCUAAUCAUAAUUAUAAAGUUUUAAAUUAUACCUAUUUCAUCCAAAAUCGGUAAAAUACCAAUAUUGGCCAAUAAGAUCAGUGAAAUGAUUUAAUUGGUCAGGCUCUAGCUAUGACAGCCAAUUAAUAUAGCACAGCUUUGGAUUUCACCUGUCUCAACAGCAAAUGGUUUUGACCGUUUGACCAUAGGCCUACAGUGCAGCUCGCCAAAAUGAUUGCUGUCCUUGUUAUGAAUUUACAACUUCACCCUGUUCAUGUAAAAAUGACCAAAUGCACUGACUGUUUAAAGCGAAACUACCAAAACUAUAUCUUAUGGUGAACCUGGCAAUUGAAAAGCCCCAAUUAGCAGUAAGAUGUGCAAUCAGCAAGAUGUGAGUUGUGUCCACUCCGGUAGCCUACACAACUCUGCCAGUAAAACACAAUUUUCUACAGCGCAUUUGUUAACAAUGACCCUGCAAAUUACAUUGGUUGUCACCCAACUAAUAAAGCCUAUGAUUUGACAUUGCGAAAGCCAUUUUACAAUAAUUUAAGUGCUGAAGGUGCCACGCAGAUAUACAAAUAUUAGAUCAGGGAUAGGCUCUCGUUGCCGCAAGCUGCGGCGCUCUGUGCGCACAGUUGUUGUCUGACUUGGAGAUCAAUGACUGUCAUGUGCAUUGACAUGCUUAGUUCGAUAGGCUGCUGAAGGAGAGGAAGCAUCAAUUCAGUCACAAAAGAUUUAGAGGUAUUUUAUUUUUUUUAUAGUAAAAAACGUUAGUGAACCGGCGGUCCGUAACGUUUGAAUCGAUUUUCUGACCGAUUUUGGAUCGGUUUGGGCUCCCGCGAACUGAUGCACUCAUCUUAAACAGUUGAACCAGGGAUUGAUGCCUGUCGGUGAAUCGGUACACCCCUAGUAUUGCUGUAAUGUUGUGUUGUGCUGUAGUUAUGUCAGAUGAUCAGCUGUUUAAGAUCAGUGUUUAAAAUAUUUCCUUGCAUUACGCAGGCCAAGAGAACCAGUUGGUGGCGUUGAUCCCAUACAGUGACCAGAGACUCAGGCCCAGGAGAACGUAAGUGGAAUGUUGUUGGGUUGGUAUCUCUAGCUGUAGGAUAAACGUCACAAUAAUGUUUUCCGAUGUGACUGCAACUUUGCGAGUAACUAUUCCUUUCUUGUAAUAUUCUUUGAAUCCUGCAUUUGGAAAAUUGCUACUCCUGACCCUGUCUUUGACUCUCUCUUUCACAGAAAGCUGUAUGUGACGGCCUCAGUGGCUGUGUGUCUGCUGCUGUCCAGCCUGGCUGUCUUCUUCCUGUUCCCUCGUACCAUAGACGUCUCUUAUGUGGGCGUCAAGUCUGUCUUCGUCACCUACGACGAGGACAAGAGGAUUGUCUAUCUCAACGUGACGGUGAGCCUCUCUCCUCUGGUCUAACCACACCAUGAUGAUUUGGAUCACAAAGUAGGACAGUCACAGGAGGAGACUGCUUUUCCUUAUCAACCUGUUCUUUGCUCCAAAGGUUGGCAAUGUUCGGGCAGAUGAGUUGGGUCACAAAUAUAGUGGGAUUCUAGGUAUCCUGCCAUCCCUGGCAAUUGAGCCCUUGAGCAAGGCACUUCUCCUAAACUGCUCCAGGGUUGCCGCACUGGCUAACUCUGGCUUCCAACCUGUGUGUGUGUGUGUGUGUUUUUGUCGGAGGGUAAGGUUAAAAGACAAAUACUAAUUUCUGAGAUCAUAAAAUGACAAAAUAUUAUUCUUCCUUCCAGAACACUCUGAACAUCACCAAUAACAACUACUACAGUGUAGAGGUGUCCAACAUCUCAGCCCAGGUCCAGUUCUCCAAGACGGUGAUCGGGAAGUCCCGCAUCAAUAACAUCACCGCUAUCAGUCCUCUGGGCAUGCAGCAGGUACACAGCUCUGUAAUAACAUGGUAACAGCUCUGUAAUAACAUGGUAACAGCUCUGUAAUAACAUGGUAACAACUCUGUAAUAACAUGGUAACAGCUCUGUAAUAACAUGGUAACAACUCUGUAAUAACAUGGUGACAACGCUGUAACAACUCUGUAAUAACAUGGUAACAACUCUGUAAUAACAUGGUAACAACUCUGUAAUAACAUGGUAACAACUCUGUAAUAACAUGGUAACAACUCUGUAAUAACAUGGUGACAACGCUGUAACAACUCUGUAAUAACAUGGUAACAACUCUGUAAUAACCAGGGGUGAGUGAGGCGUCCCGGCAAAAUAAAUAGUGGGGGUACAUGAGCCUAGCACAAUAAUUAAAACAAAAUGUCAAGAAAAUUGUAGGCUAUUGCACCACUUUUUAUCAUUACCACAUGUCAGAGGCAUGAAAAAUGAGCGAAUGGACUUAGCCUACACCGCAAAAUGCGAUGUGGUUCGACGAGAACACUGGCAUUUUGCCAAGGCAGAGAUGAGUGGCCAACACCGAGACGCGCAAGCAGCAGUGGACGCAUACAUUUUGGCCUAAUGACAAUCACCAAAUGUCAUUACACUUUGUUGUUUUGUGUAACAGAUGUCUCUUUCCAUUCACCACUGUUUGUAGGCUGGAAAUAUGUUGCGAGUGGAUGAAGGUGCCUGGGUAGCCUAGUAAAGAGGCCUUUUGAAGUGAUUGUUUGACAAUCGGAUGAAAACAUCAUGACUGGUUGUGUUUAUGCCACAAUGAUAGGUAAUACAUUUAAAACGUUAAAUGACAAAUCGUUACGACUAGGCACACAGAGAUCCUAUUGAAUUAAUAGGGAUUAUAUAUGUAAUUCUAUGAGUCUACUUUCACCCCUGGUAAUAACAUGGUAACUGCGCUCUAAUAGUGUGGUUAUUACAAAACAAUCAUUAUUGGACAUGCAGCAGAAACUCCAGUUUCACCCAAUUCAAGACCCAACAACCCAUAGCUGUUUAAAAAAAAAAUAAUUGAUUCAGACACCUCUUCCUGGUCCUGCAUCCCUUAACUUGUCACACAGUAUUUCAGUGUAAUUUCCUAUUUUGGUUCUUCAAGCACUUUUUUCCCAUGUCACCUUUUUUGAUCAUAACCCUGUGUGUUGUGUUGUUCCCAGGUUGACUACAUGGUUCCCACCAUUAUAGCAGACGAGAUGAGUUACAUGUAGUAAGUACAACCCAGUACAUCACAGUAAUAGUAUUAUGAGAACACUGGGAGCCUGACAAAGACCUAAUGGUCGAGACUUUGUUUUAAAGAAAACCUAUGGCAGUACAGAUUGCGGUGUGCAGUCCUCUUAGUUCUUGCUUAACCUCUUCCCCAGGCUCAUUUGUUACCACAUAUAGAACCUGGAAACAGUGUGAAACAAAGUGGGACUUGAAAGGGGCACAUGUUAAAAUCGAGGCGGGAGAGGCACCGAGAGUCUGCCACAGCUGGAUUCAUUGGGACUUUGAAAUAUUCAGAAAAUCGCCUAUAAAUGUUAGAUCACAGUGACCAUAUAAUUUUUUGGGAAGCACUAUUGAUUCUGAGCUUGGGCAUGUAACGUUUAUGGGAAGACAUAUUUAUAUGUCAGGGGUAUUCAACCGGGGGUCCGCGGAGAUACUGCAGGGGGUCCAUGAAAAAAAAUUAAGAGAACAUUAUUAUUAUUGUUUUUAUAUGUAUAUCGCUAGCAACAACUUUUUAAUUUGUUAUUACAUACCUACAAUAGAAAAGAGGAGAAUAUCUUCUAACUUUAUUUCUUAACUUCAUACAGAACUCUUGACUUUUUCCAAAUGUUGUUACGUUACGGCCUUAUUCUAAAAUUGAUAAAAUAUAUAUAUAUUUUUUUUGCAAUCUACACACAACACCCCAUAAUGACAAAGCGAAAACAGUUUUUUAGACAGAAAAACAGAAAAACCUUAUUUACAUAAGUAUUCAGACCCUUUUCUAUUAGACUCGAAAUUGAGCUCAGGUGCAUCCUGUUUCCAUUGAUCAUCCUUGAGAUGUUUCUACAACUUGAUUGGAGUCUAUCUGUGGUAAAUUCAAUUGAUUGGACAUGAUUUGGAAAGGCACACACCUGUCUAUAUAAGGUCCCACAGUUGACAGUGCAUGUCAGAGCAAAAACCAAUCCAUGAGGUCAAAGGAAUUGCCCGUAGAGCUCCGAGACAGGAUUGUGUCGAGGCACAGAUCUGGGGAAGGGUACCAACAAAUGUCUGCAGCAUUAAAGAUCCCCAAGAACACAGUGGCCUCCAUCAUACUUAAAUGGAAGAAGUUUGGAACCACCAAAACUCUUCCUAGAGCUGGCUGCCUGGCCAAACUGAGCAAUCGAGGGAGAAGGGCCUUGGUCAGGGAGGUGUCCAAGAACCCGAUGGUCACUCUGACAGAGCUCUAGAGUUCCUCUGUUGAGAUGGGAGAACCUUCCAGAAGGACAACCAUCUCUGCAGCACUCCACCAAUCAGGCCUUUAUGGUAGAGUGGCCAGACUGAAGCCACUCCUCAGGAAAAGGCACAUGACAGCCUGCUUGGAGUUUGCCAAAAGGCACCUGAGACUCUCAGACCAUGAGAAACAAGAUUCUCUGGGCUGAUGAAACCAAGAUUGAACUCUUUGGCCUGAAUGCCAUACGUCACGUCUGGAGGAAACCUGGCACCAUCCCUACGGUGAAGCAUGGUGGUGGCAGCAUCAUGCUGUGGGAAUUUAUUUCAGCAGCAGGGACUGGGAGACUAGUCAGGAUCGAGGCAAAGAUGAACGGAGCGAAGUACAGAGAACUACUUAAUGAAAACCUGCUCCAGAGCACUCAGGACCUCAGACUAGGGUGAAGAUUCACCUUCCAACAGGACAACUAUCCUAAGCACACAGCCAAGACAACGCAGGAGUGGCUUCGGGACAAGUCUCUGAAUGUCCUUGAGUGGCCCAGCCAAAGCCUGGACUUGAACCCUAUCGAACAUCUCUGGAGAGACCUGAAAAUAGCUGUGCAGCAACGCUCCCAAUCCAACCUGACAGAGCUUGAGAGGAUCUGCAGAGAAGAAUGGGAGAAACUCCUCAAAUAAAGGUGUGCCAAGCUUGUAGCGUCAUACCCAAGAAGACUCGAUGCAGUAAUCGCUGCCAAAGGUGCUUCAACAAAGUACUGAGUAAAGGGUCUGAAUAACUAUAUAAAUGUGAUAUUUCAGGUUUAUUUUUAUAAAACCUGUUUCUGCUUUGUCAUUUUUUUUUAAUGUGUUUUAAUAUUAUAUACGGAUGGCACUGUGAUAGACUACAUCCAAUUUGCUGAGUAGAGUGUUGGAGGCUAUUUUGUAAAUGACAUCGCCGAAGUCAAGGAUCGGUAGGAUAGUCAGUUUUACGAGGGCAUGUUUGGCAGCAUGAGUGAAGGAGGCUUUGUUGCGAAAUAGGAAGCCGAUUCUAGAUUUAACUUUGGAUUGGAGAUUCUAAAUGUGAGUCUGGAAGGAGAGUUUACAGUCUAACCAGACACCUAGGUAUUUGUAGUUGUCCACAUACUCUAGGUCAGACCCGUCGAGAGUGGUGAUUCUAGUCGGGUGGGAGGGUGCCAGCAGCGUUCGAUUGAAGAGCAUGCGUUUAGUUUUACUAGUGUUUAAGGGCAGUUGGAGGCUACUGAAGGAGUGUUGUAUGGCAUUGAAGCUCAUUUGGAGGUUUGUUAACACAGUGUCCAAUGAAGGGCCAGAUGUAUACAAAAUGGUGUCGUCUGCGUAGAGGUGGAUCUGAGAAUCACCAGCAGCAAGAGCGACAUCAUUGAUAUACACGGAGAAAAGAGUCGGCCCAAGAAUUGAACCCUGUGGCACCCCCAUAGAGACUGCCAGAGGUCCAGACAACAGGCCCUCCGAUUUGACACAUUGAACUCUAUCUGAGAAGUAGUUAGUGAACCAGGCAAGGCAGUCAUUUGAGAAACCAAGGCUAUUUAGUCUGCCAAUAAGAAUGCGGUGGUUGACAGUCGUUAUGGGGUGUUGUGUGUAGAUUGAUGAGGGGGAAAAAAUGUUUAAUACAUUUUCGAAUAAGGCUGUAUCUUAACAAAAUGUGGAAAAAGUCACGGGGUCUGAAUACUUUCCGUAGGCGCUGUAUAUUGAGGCAAUUACACUCACUGGAGUAUCUGACAUAGGCUUUAAAAAAGCACCUGUGAAAAGGAUACCAGUGUGGCAAGUGCGGCUGGUAAGCUUUCUUGACUUGGACAUACAUUUUUGCCAACACAUGGCUAACCUUUAUUUUAACAAGCUAAACAGCUGCUCUUAGCAAAAAUGUGUUUGCAGUUACUUUACUAGCUAAUAGACUAGUUUACACUUCCUCUUCCAAUUAUAAUGUGGACAGGUCCUUUCUUAUGUAUGUUGGGGGUCCUUGGGUUGCCGGUUUUCCUGGGAGGGGGUCCCUGGGCAAGAUCAGGUUGAAGAUCCCUGUCUUAGAUUCAUACUUUCCGAUUUCCCGAACUUCGUUUCUUGUUUAGCCUAUCACUUGCGCUGCUCCGUAGAGGGGGUUUCAAGGGUUAUGCUAGAUGGUGAUGGACUGAGAGAUCAGCCAAUGAAAAUCCAACGGGACUUUUUCCCUCUCCUGCCAUAGGCUCCAUUCAAGUCCCUUUCUGAAACUGUGAAACCAGACGGUUCGACAGAGAAAGCCGACUGGUGGACAAUAUUAUUUAUUUGCUCAUCACCUGAAACAGCCAAUCUGACUGAAGUGUCUGUUCUUCUAUUUCCCAGUGAUUACUGCACCCUGCACACCAUAAAGGUGCACAACAUCGUGGUUAUGAUGCAGUAAGUAUGCGGUCUGCACACGUCUCUUUAAUCAUUCACACAGGACCACAGAAGCCUGGUUCCCAUUCUCCCAUGUAAUACUUGUUAAUGUUAUAUUUAAUUAAAUUGAAUCAUCUUGUUGUUUCCAGGGUGACUGUGACCACAUCGUACUUUGGCCACAUGGAGCAGGUCACUCAGGAGAUGUACCAGUAUGUAGACUGUGGAGGUAACACCACCACUGUGAGGGGGGCACAGCCCAAGGUAUCUAAUGCCCCAAUGCCCCCAGAGUAACCCCCAUGCUGCCCCUCUGCCUUGCCUGACCUGAGCCUGGUCCUGGUGAGGGUCCUUGGAUGCUAGUCUUAGUUCAGGGAUCUGGGAAACCUGGCAAAUCUGGAGAGCUACUGUGUGUGUAGGCUUUUGUUUCCAGCCCUUCUCUAACACAGCUGAUCAGCUGAAUAAGGAAUGUUAGAGCAGAGAUAAACGUGUGCACCCAGUAGCUCUCCAGGAGGAUGGUUGGCCACCCCAGCCGAAGAUGGUUCACUGUGUUCCACCUUCCUCUUCACCACCCAUCUACUGAUGAAGACCCCACUGUCAUGCAUUUCUGUGUUAGCUUACCAUUUUGUUGGGAGUAUAGGCCAAAUGUGCAGUUGAGGGAAAAAUGAGACUACUGACAAAAAUAAUUAUUUUAAUGUCUAAAAAACACUUAAGUACCACAAUAUUUCAGUACCAAAUCAUUAUGCACUUUAUUAAUGCAUUUCAAAUUCAACCUGUCACUGUGACAAUGUAAAAUUUCAUGGUGGCACUCCAGACUCCUCCAAACCACUUUGAACUGUAAAUGUGUAUGAAGUAAUAACUUUCCUUUGUCUAUGGAUGAGGAUAACCCCCGAAAGAGUUCUCUCAGUAAUCUGGUCUGAAAUCUGUAUGAUAGUCAGAGAAGUUGAACCAACAGAUCUGGGACCAGUCUACUAUUCUCAAAGUUAGACCUGUCCUAACACAAUAAUGUGUAUUAUUUUGACAGAUUAAUCUAGUCCAUUUAAAUCUGCCGAUAAAUCACAAUUUAGAGGUACAGUGAGCUAAGUCUGAAAUUACACUAUCCCCUACAUAACACUACUAGGGCUCUGGCCAAAGGUAGUGCACUAUGGAAUAGGGUGCCAUUUGGGA